Messenger RNA from Caenorhabditis elegans, 1164 nucleotides. RefSeq names its product CUB-like domain-containing protein (gene F55G11.7). The coding region runs from base 101 to 1129 and encodes 342 amino acids. The record is from RefSeq and is marked reviewed. Lineage: Eukaryota; Metazoa; Nematoda; Chromadorea; Rhabditida; Rhabditidae. The transcript is spliced from 8 exons.
AAAACGCCCAGGUUUUGUAAAUUUAUGAAAACAUUGUCAUUCAACGAACACACUAUAUAUUCAGUUUCAGAGUAGGAAAAAUUUCAGACAUCAUCUCAAAAUGUUGCAGAAGCUACUGGUUUGUUUGUCUGCAAUUGCUACAGUUUCAGCAGCUGGAAAUGGCUGCAAACUUGGAAAAGUAAUCAACAAGCCUGUAAUUGAAGGGACGCCUGUUUAUUGGCCACCUUCUUGGACCGAAACUAAACCGGCUCCUCAGCUGGAGAAGGAACAGUCGUGCAGUUGGAUUGUGACAAUUCCGCGAGGAUAUUAUGCAAAACUGAUUAUCAGUGGAAAGACAACUGACAAGGAUUCACGAUUUGAAACUGUAGAUGCAGCAGGGAAUCUUGUUCAAACUUCCCAAGAAAACAUGGAACCGUAUUACUUCCCGGGUCCAAAGUUCACCCUGGCUGUCUCUAAUGAAGGAUCAGAUACUUUUGCAUUUAAAGUUGUUUGGUUCACUCUUCCAAUUAUGAACGACGAUGCUGCAAUCGGGGCUAAUGGAUUGGUUAUGAAUGUGACGAGUCAAGUUAUCGCUAUGCAAUACUAUUCAAUUGGUGACUCUCUUACAUUGAUGGCCUUCCCUGUAAACCCAAAGAAUUAUUAUUCAUUGAGAAGUACACUUGUAUUUGAUGGACACGAUUGCACCUCUUUUAACUAUAUUUCAAAUCUCUACCAGCUGUACCAAACGAAAGAGCAAUGGGUAUCCAGUCAAGACGAAAUCAUCAUAGUGAACCUUGAAGCCAGUAGUUCUAAUGAUAAACUCCUUAUUCAAGCAUCUAAAUAUUUGACUGGAACCGGUGAGAUGGUGGAGCUUCACCCUCAGGCCAACUCAAUCUAUAACGGAACUGUAAACGGAGGAACACAGAUGUCAUCACUUGUUGCGGUGACUGAUCUCUCAAUGCAAAUGAUUGAUGUUCAGAUGGAAAGUGACGCUACAGUCACAGUUUACUAUGGUUCUCCAGACGCAUCAACUCUUAAUAAAUCUUAUACUAGAACACAGUUGAAAAAUGCACUUCCAUUAUCGUUUCGUGGACCUUUCGUGCAGUUUGUGGUCAGUAGUGGCAAAGCUGUGUUCACGUUCAAAAGUUAAUUUUUAUCGUUUUUUUAAAAAUAAAGUAUACCAAU